Molecule: messenger RNA, 2431 nt
Organism: Rotaria sp. Silwood1
Lineage: Eukaryota; Metazoa; Rotifera; Eurotatoria; Philodinida; Philodinidae
Source: the annotation of a GenBank genome assembly
AUGUCCACUUCAUCGAAUCCUGCUAACACGACAGUCGCACAAUCCGUUUCCGAUAUUGUCCCGGUUGAUGAAUCAGUGUGCACCACUGAAACAACUAUGAACAAUGCCGUCAACGAGCGAUUGACUUUUAAAACACCUCGUGCUCCACUUCAUGUCUAUUCAUGUUUUGUUGUCAACAAAACUGCCCAACCAAUCGAAUGCACUCUUAAAUAUAAUGGGCGCCCAGGUGAAGACAAAUUUGAUGAAGUAGUUAAUGUCACUAUAUUUGGUGAUUCAGAGCACUAUUUUCCUCGACAAUUUUUUCAGCCUGAUCUACCCAAAUCGUAUUGCAAAUGGGUCAAAAUUAUAACACAUGUUCAAGUGAAGAAGGCGAAUGGCAAAAUAUUAGAAAUGAAUUACCCAUUCGAUAAUGUUCAUCACCCUAUUCGCAAUUGGGAAUUUCAUGUAACAGACGAUGGUGAUAUGCUUUCAAAACCACCAACACGUGUGGUCAAUAUACUGAAAUAUGAGAAUCUCGAUCAAUAUGAAUGCUAAGAACAUUGGUAGAAAAAGAACUAACCGUUUGUUACAUCCUUUGUGCCUGCUUAUUGCUCAUAAAAUAUAAUCUACUCUGUGUUUAAAAGUGACGUAAUAACAAAGAUUGAAAGAUGUUUUCUAGACUUUUUACUUCAGUGUGGAUGUAUUUUGCGAAAGAAUGAUUUUUCAAGCUCUGUACGACAUAUUUCAACUAUUGCUUACAUAGUCAUCAUCAUGUGAGCUCGAAAUCAAAUACUACAUUAAUAUAACUAAAUUUUUGUAUAUAGUAUACCUUAGUAUUAAAAGAAGAAUCUUUAUCCACUAAAAAGUAGUGUCAAACGAACCUUUUGAGGUUUCAUUGAACUUUGAUCAAUGAUAGAGACAGACACAAGUCAAAAAGCACCCGACUCGAUUCAACUCAACAUGUAUCUUCAGAAGGUCCCACUCGACUAGUCGAGCUCCGAUUCAAACAAUGACUUUUCAAAAUUAUAUUUUAUCUGAUAGCAAGAAUAAAUGACAGAAUUUUCUUUUUACUAUGCAGAUUCAUUUCAUGGCGUCCAUCUUUUUUUUGUGAUUUUUUUGUAAUAUUAUUUUGAAAGCUGACGAAAUAAGUGACAGAGUUAACAAACUUUACAAUAAUGAGUCAAAAGAAAAAAAAAGUUUAGACUAGAUUAACUGCUUGUUAUUCUCAAUGAAACGCAAGAAAAGCAAGUUAUUGACCAUUGAAGGAACAAGGUUUGUGACCCUUACCAUCACCAUCAAUACUGAUGAUUUAUUGGUCAAGUUCUUGAGGAUCUAUAUCUCGAUUAAAAUCAAAACAAUCAAAGACUUCAGAAAUUCUAUUCGUAACUAGAAAAUGAUUUUCUGAAGACUUUGAUUGUUUUGAUUUUAAUCGAGGUAUAGACCCUUAAGAACUUGAUCAAUCAUCAGUAUUAUAUGAAUACUAUUAGCGAUAACAAAAAUCAUCUUUUGCAUAUAUAUUAUAGAAGCAGGAUGAUAAAAAGAUGAAGCCUUCGGUUAGACUGGGUACCACUAUAUAAGUAAUAUACAAAUUUUGAAUUAUUUUGUAAUUUUAUUUGCAUCAUGAAUUCGAUCUGACUGAAAUAUUAGCUUGGCAAUGAAAUUCGAAAUGAAGAAUUGGUUAACCAAAAAUAAGAAUUAUCAUAUUAUAUUAAAACCGAUUGACUAUGAUUUACUUCGAAGAUUUAUUACAAAAAGUUGUUAGCGCAAUCCCUACGGGAUUAAAAAUGUGAAACACGAUAGAGCUGUUAUAUAGUUCGACGUUCAGCAGAUAGUUUGUAUGAAAGAUAUUAUCAUUUGAUUCUAUAGUAUAAACUUAUAGAAAUGAACAAAAGAAAUACUUCAUAUAUUAUGGAGUACUGUGUUUGUCAUUUCAAUGGUUUUUAUAAAGUUCAACAGUUCAAUUGCUUAAUAAAAAACAAACAAGAAGAUUAUUAUCGAAUAUAUUUUAAACAAUAUGACUUUUAAGUUAUAUUUUGUCCUACAUUUUCACAUAUACGAUAUCGUUAUUUUGAAAUGGAAUGAGAAAAAAAAUAAUGACAAGAAAGAUUGUGUAGUAUGUUUUAUUUAUUUUUAUGAUAUACACAAUGCUUCUACUGAAUACAAAGGACGGCGAACGUUUUACGUGCAUUUCGGCCCACCAAGAAAAUGAAGGCAGAUUUACCUCAAACUUUCAGCAAAUACUCAGCUAUAUACCAGUAGCCACUAUACAAAAUUUCAACUUGAUCCGUUGAACUUUUCCUUUACUUUCACCACAUCCUAAAUGUACAUAUAAAUACCACAUAGGGGUUACCUUGUGGACCCUUGCUCUCGACUAUAUGAUUCAGAACUGGAGUGAUUUUUCUAGUAUCACUAGAAAUAAGUGAGGACUACAAUAUUGCCAGGACAUGAGGUU